AGCAGUCAACGGAGUAGCACAAAGCGAGCAGCAAUCACAAUUCUCAACCCCGGCGGUGCCACUUCACUCGGUGAAAAAAAUGUCUGUUUCUCCGAUCCGAAUCGGAAUCGUUGGAUGUGCAGAAAUCGCCCGAAAACUAUCCCGGGCCAUCAAUCUUUCUCGUACCGCCACCCUUCACGCCGUCGGCAGUCGCAGCCUCGAAAAAGCGGAGAGAUUUGCCGCCGAUAAUGGUUUCCCGGAAUCCGCUAAGAUCUACGGCAGCUACGAAGCCGUUCUCGACGAUCCCGACGUAGACGCCGUCUAUCUCCCCCUUCCGACGAGUCUGCACGCCAAGUGGGCCGUCCUGGCCGCCCAGAAGAAGAAACACCUGCUGCUGGAGAAGCCGGUGGCGCUGAAUGCCGAGGAGUUCGAUGCAAUCAUGGAGGCGUGCGAAUCCAACGGGGUGCAGUUUAUGGACUCUACCAUGUGGAUGCACCACCCUCGCACUCUCAAGAUGAAGGAGUUCCUCUCAAAUCCAGACCUUUUCGGCCAACUCAAAUCGGUGCAUAGCUGUUUCACAUAUGCUGCUAAUCCAGAGUUCCUUGAAAACGACAUCCGUGUGAAGCCGGAUCUUGAUGCCCUGGGUGCACUUGGGGAUGAAGGGUGGUACUGUAUCAGGUCAAUUCUGUGGGCAUUUGAUUUCCAGCUACCAAAAUCCGUGGUUGCUCUGAGGAACCCAGUCUUCAACAAAGCAGGAGUCAUCAUGGCCUGUGGUGCCUCUCUGUUUUGGGAAGAUGGGAAAGUGGCAACUUUCGAGUGUUCCUUUUUGAGUAACUUGACAAUGGAUGUCACUGCCAUUGGCACCAAUGGAACCCUCCAUCUCCACGACUUUGUCAUCCCUCACCAUGAGAAAACCGCGUCAUAUCUCACCGGGAUGAAAUCUGGGUUCACCGAGUUUGUGACAGCAUGGGAUCCAAAGCCCAGCACACACAUUGUCAACACCGAUCUUCCCCAGGAAGUUCUCAUGGUGGAGGAGUUUUCCAGGUUGGUUUCAGGCAUUAAGAACAACGGUUCAAAACCAGAACAAAAGUGGCCAACCUUUAGCAAGAAGACUCAGCUGGUUAUCGAUGCUGUCAAGGCAUCGAUUGAGAAAGGUUUCGAGGCUGUUGAGGUUAUGAGUUGAGUAAGUUUAAUGUGUGUAAUGCCCUACUCUUCUUGAAUAAGCAGUCCACUGCUCUGUAUCUGUAUCCAGUGUUUUGCAGUUUAUAAAUAAACGGCGCCCUGUUUUCUUGUACUCUGUAUAUUUUAAGUGAAAGUAUGAUCGACUUGCUUUUAGUAACUCCCACUCCUAUCAGUCUAGUAACUCUUCAAUCAUAUAAUAUCAACCUGGGAGAUGUGGCUCGACUGGAUGAGAAAAAAAUUGACUUGCUACCAGGGAAUAAGAACACUAUUUUGAU
This is a messenger RNA of Cuscuta campestris, 1436 nucleotides long. Lineage: Eukaryota; Viridiplantae; Streptophyta; Magnoliopsida; Solanales; Convolvulaceae. The record is from the annotation of a GenBank genome assembly.